This is a messenger RNA of Nicotiana attenuata, 528 nucleotides long. RefSeq lists its product as uncharacterized. The record is from RefSeq and is a predicted model, not a curated record. The coding region runs from base 1 to 528 and encodes 175 amino acids. The transcript has a single exon. NCBI's taxonomy places the organism in Eukaryota, Viridiplantae, Streptophyta, Magnoliopsida, Solanales, Solanaceae.
AUGAGACCUCAGUUCCAGAAGGUUUGGUGGAAGAAGAUUACAGCAGGAUCGAAAGCAAUACCAAAGCAUAGAUUCAUACUUUGGUUAGCAGUUCACAGGAAACUAGCCACAGUGGACAGGCUAAGAAGAUGGGGAAAUAUAGUUGACAAUGAAUGUGUAUUAUGUGAUACAAAUGAGGAAGAAUCAAUGGAGCACAUAUGGUUUGGAUGCAGAUAUGCCAAAACAAUAUGGUACACCCUGGUUAAUUGGCUGAAUGAAAAACAUCAGAUUGGUACGUGGGAUGAUGAAAUUAAAUGGCUGACAAGCAGAAAUCCAAGCAGAACCUGUGGAGAAAUACUAGUGUUCUUAUUCACAGCCAUGGUGUAUCAUGUUUGGAUAGAGAGAAACAACAGAAGAUUCCAAGGAAAAGCAGUAGAAGCCAGGCAGAAAAUAAAAGACAUAGUGCUGGAAUUGCACCUGGCUGGACAGAAUGAAAGGAAAUGGCAGAAAGAACUAACAAGGCUGAAGAAUUAUCCAAGUAUAGUAUAG